Molecule: messenger RNA, 3951 nt
Organism: Lingula anatina
Lineage: Eukaryota; Metazoa; Brachiopoda; Lingulata; Lingulida; Lingulidae
Product: inactive phospholipase C-like protein 2
Biological process (GO): phosphatidylinositol-mediated signaling; release of sequestered calcium ion into cytosol; phosphatidylinositol metabolic process
Molecular function (GO): calcium ion binding; phosphatidylinositol-4,5-bisphosphate phospholipase C activity
Source: RefSeq, a predicted model, not a curated record
UCCAACCUUGUUCACCCCUCAGAGAUAAAUAACGUCUGCUCGGCACGCUAACCUUGACUUUGCACGAGAUGAUUGUCACAAAUAUGUAUAUCAAAGCAGGGAAAUGACUUUUUGUACGUUUAGACGUAAGAUAUAAUGAUUUGCGUCAAACCUGAAUCAGACCUUCCGAAAUAGAGUAACUUUCCUCGAGUGGCAGAGUUUAAGUGAGUUUGUCAACAUGGCGGAGGUGUCGGAGGGGUCCCAAAGCCCCACGUCCGAAAAGGAUGAUGUAUUUCACAGUAAUGGGCAGACUCCUCGAGAUGCAAACGGUACAGAUACAGAGGCCCCUGCCAGCCCGUUACCUGAUACAGACGCGACACCCUUACCUCGAAGGAGUAGUUUGAUUAAGGAUGCGGCGGGCCGCCGACAUCAGCGAAAGAAGACCGUUUCCUUCUCCAGUAUGCCGUUUGAGAAAAAAAUUGCAAAUUCUCAAGACUGUUUGAAUUACAUGCAAAAUGGCAGUGAGCUGAUCAAGGUGCGUUCCAACAGCCGCCAGUAUCAUCGCUACUUCAGUAUUGAUCCAGAUUUGACAGAAUUGCGCUGGCAGCCAAGUUCAAAGAAGCCCCAUAAGGCAAGAAUUGGUUUGGAGGCAAUGAAGGAAGUACGGAGUGGUAAAACCACAGAUGUCCUCAGGAAUAAAGAAAUAGCGGGCAUGUACCAAGAGGAGUGUGCCUUCUCUGUCAUAUAUGGUGACAACUACGACUCCCUGGAUCUCAUUGCAGCCUCCCCAGAUGAGGCAGGGAUAUGGGUUGCAGGACUUACGUGCCUCAUUUCAGGGAAAAACAAUAAAUCUCCAGAAUCAUUGGAAGAUGGUCAGGAAAUGAGAGACAGAUGGUUACAAGAGGUAUUCAGUUCAGCAGACCAAGACAACAUAGGGGUGUUGGACGAAUUUGAAGUCAUCAAUUUGAUGAAAAAAUUAGAUUCCAAUAUUUCUACUGCCAAGAUUCAGCAAAAAAUAAAGGAAAUUUGCACGGCAAGAAUAGAGGGCAAAAAUGUGCAGCUGAAUAGUGACGAAUUUAGUCGACUUUUCAAAGAUAUGGUCACACGACCUGAAGUAUAUUUUCUCUUAGUCAGAUACUCUAGCCAUGCAGAAUAUAUGUCCAUAGAUGACUUGAUGUUGUUUCUGGAAGCUGAACAAGGUAUUUCUACAGUAACCAAAGAAGAUUGUUUAAGAAUAGUUGAAAAGUAUGAACCCUCUCCAGAAGGCAGGCAGAAAGGACAGCUUGCAGUUGAUGGUUUUACUGCAUAUUUGUUAUCAGAAGAUUGUGAUCUCUUUGACCCAGAACAUCGCAAAGUUUGUCAGGACAUGGCUCACCCCUUGUCCCAUUAUUUUAUUGCAACAUCGCAUAAUACAUAUUUGCUAGAAGAUCAGCUUAAGGGCCCUUCUAGCACAGAGGCAUAUGAAAGGGCAUUAAAAAAGGGUUGCAGAUGCUUGGAGUUGGACACAUGGGAUGGUCCCGAUGAUGAACCAGUGAUCUACCAUGGCCAUACUCUCACCUCCAAAGUUUCCUUCAAAUCUGUGAUAGAUACCAUCAACCAAUAUGCUUUCCAAGCAUCAGAGUACCCUGUGAUUCUUGCCAUUGAAAACCACUGCUGUAUCAAGCUCCAGCAGGCCAUGGUGCACUAUAUGAAGGCAGUGUUUGGAGACAAACUGUAUGCUAAACCUACGGAUGAGAAUGCUAUACAAUUGCCUUCACCAGAAGAACUAAAGGGAAAAAUCCUUAUAAAGUGCAAGAAACUCCCCUUGGACUCUGAUAAUUCUGAGGGCUGGGUUACGGAGGAGGAUGAAGGUGCUGAAUCCACUGACAAUAGGAAGAAAAAUAAUAAAAGACCACCAGAGGGUGCUAUAAGGAAGUACCUGCUUUCCAAGGAGCUCUCAGAUCUGGUGUCUUGGUGUCAAUCAGUCAGGUUUACAGAUUUUGAGACGGCAGCAGAUGAACAGGAUGUAUGGGAACUGUGCUCCUUCAGCGAAAGUUUUGCCCUGCGUCUUGCCAAUAGUUUUCCAGAAGAGUUUGUGAACCACAACAAGAGGUUUCUGUCUCGGGUCUAUCCCAAUGGUGCCAGAGUGGACUCUGGGAACUACAAUCCACAGGACAUGUGGAACUGUGGCUGUCAGCUAGUGGCUUUAAACUACCAAACAGGAGGACUAAUGAUGGACCUUUAUGAUGGAAAAUUUGCUCAAAAUGGAGGCUGUGGUUAUGUCAUUAAACCUGCAAUAAUGCGUGAAGAAAUUGCCUACUUCAGUGCCAAUACCAGAGAUGUCAUACCAGGGGUCCCCCCACAGGUUCUUCAUAUUAGAGUAAUAAGUGGUCAUCAAUUUCCCAAGCCAAAAGGCUCUGGAGCAAAGGGGGAUGUUACAGAUCCCUAUGUGCUAAUUGAAAUAUUCGGUAUUCCUGCUGACUGUGCAGAAGAGCGAACCAAAACUGUUCCACAUAAUGGUUACAACCCACUGUUUGAUGAGAGUUUUGAGUUUCAAGUGAACCUUCCUGAGCUGGCUUUGGUGAGGUUUGUGGUCCUUGAUGAUGACUUCAUAGGGGAUGAGUUUAUUGGACAGUAUACUAUUCCAUUUGAAUGCAUGCAGACAGGAUACCGGCACAUACGUCUACUUUCCAACACCAGUGAAGUUAUUCCAAACUGCACUCUUUUUGUACAUAUUGCAAUUACGGACAAGUGCGGUGGAGGGAAAUCUUCCAAGCGUGGAACAUCAGUGAAGAAAAAUAGAAGCCGAAUGCGUGAUCACUGUAGUCUGAAAACCACUGGGGUGAAAAAUAUUGAUGACACAUUUAAGAGUGGUGUGCAGAGCCUUGCAGAUGCUGCGGACCUGCGGGAUGGUGUCCUCAUUGCCUUGGAGGCCUUCAAAGAAACUUGCAGUCAAGCUUCUACAGCUAACCUCAAACAGUGUAUCAGAGUGCUCUCCUCCAGAAUACAGAGCUCUGCAGACCAGGCAUCCAUAUGUAUCCUUAAGAAAGACGGGUGGCCAUAUAUUGAGAACCACAGCAAUAUUCCUGACAUUAUUAAGAAGGCAGUGGUUGCUUUUGAUGUGCUAGUGGCAGAAUGCAGAAAUUUGGUGGAAAAUGCAGUAGAGGUCUGUCAACAGCUGCGUGACAGUCAGAAGGCAGGUCUGGAGAUGCAUGAGGAGUUAAACAUGCUUUGUCAACAGGCAGGACUGAGGGCGAGGAAGCUUAAUAAAGCCAUGGAGAGUUUUGCCUGGAAUAUCAGAGUUCUCAAAGGCCAGGCAGACCUUUUGAUGCAGGCCAAACAAGACUGUAGUGACUACUUAAAACAGAUUGAAGAGGCGGCCGUGGCUACAGGACUAAUGAAACCCCAGGUUCAAAACAACGGAAACACCAAUGCUAUGGUUACCUCUUGACAGACAACUCCAUCUGGUGAUGUGACAAUGCAAUAUCCCCCACCUUUCCUUCAGUCAACAGAUGCACCCUAGUGGUAAGAGGAGAUAUCAGUCGUGAAGUUUCAUGCAUCUGCUACAUGGAAACUUUGGGGACAAGUUUAAGUUGGUGGUUUACUGAUGGGGCCAAAAAGGAAGUACAGAAUACAGUGUGUUAAUAUUUAAUGGGUGUUGAUUUAAUGGGUGUUGAAGAACAGGAGAACUUUUUUCAAAAUCUCAUAACUGUUCCUUAUCAUGGAAGAGAUAUUCAUAACAAUUUUUGGAAGUCAUCAUGUUUCAAGAGGUCUGUAAUAUUUUGAAUUUCACACCAGCAAAAAGUUAAACUGCAUGAGGGAAGAUGUUGCUCUCUGAGUUUAAGAUUUAAGGUUAUGAAUCUUAUAAUCUUUAAUUUAAGUGCCAUUUCUUAAGAUUUAUUUGAUUUUUUUUUGGCUGUGUUUAGCAGAAAAAAACAUGCUGCUGAUGUAACACGACAAUGGAAAAAGAUGAAGAAAAAUCAGUUAUAGUAG